This is a messenger RNA of Sorex araneus (European shrew), 5659 nucleotides long. RefSeq names its product zinc finger protein 197 (gene ZNF197). The record is from RefSeq and is a predicted model, not a curated record. Bases 188 to 3283 code for a protein of 1031 amino acids. Gene Ontology annotation, biological process: regulation of DNA-templated transcription. Lineage: Eukaryota; Metazoa; Chordata; Mammalia; Eulipotyphla; Soricidae. The transcript has 6 exons.
CCGGAAGUCGCGAGAGCCACGGGUCGGCCAUUACUCCGGGCCUUGGCCGCCGUCGCGUCUGGUUUCCGUGUCAUCUCCCGGCGUCCCGGCGGGUCUUGUGGAUCAUGCUUCAAGCUCUCAGGAAGAAAUUAAGCGAGGACUGAAGGACUGAGAGGGCCUGUAGAGGAGCCUUUCUUGAAGGACGACAAUGACAAGGGAAAUUUGGCCCCACAAUGCUCUGAGACAGGAAGGUCUCAUUAAAGGAAAAGAUGACACCUGGAAAUGGGGGACCAGCUUCCAAGGGAACAGCUCCUCCGUUUGGGAGACUUCCCACCUGCACUUCAGACGCUUACGUUACCACGACACAUCUGGACCCCAGGAGGCGCUCAGCCGCCUCAGGGAGCUCUGUCGACGGUGGCUGAGGCCAGAAGCUAGAACCAAGGCUCAGAUCCUGGAGCUCCUGGUUCUAGAACAGUUCUUAAGCAUCUUGCCUGGGGAGAUUCGGACCUGGGUACAGAUCCAUCGCCCAGGGAAUGGUGAGGAGGCUGUGGCCCUGGUAGAGGAGCUGCAAAAAGACCUCGAUGGACCAACACUAAAACUUCCAGGCAUUAUCCGGGACCAGGACUCUCUCCAGGAGGGGAUGGGCAGUCCAGGAGCAGCACUUUGGCAGACUCCCAAUGACAGCCACUUCCCAGCUGAAAUUUGCCCGAAUCGUCUUACUGAUCCGGUGGUGUCCAACCUCCAGGAGCCGCUGCAUGAUCCUCCUGCCUCUAAGGCUUCUGCCCCUUCCCAAGAAGAGAACCCAAGAAAUCAGCUAAUGGCACUUAUGCUCCUAACAGCCCACCCCCAGGAGUUGGUGAUGUUUGAAGAGGUAUCAGUAUGCUUCACUGCAGAGGAGUGGGCGUGCCUGGGCCCAAUUCAGAGGGCCCUGUACUGGGAUGUGAUGCUGGAGAAUUAUGGAAAUGUGACCUCUUUAGAGUGGGAGACCAUGACUGAGAAUGAAGAGGUGCAGUCAAAGUCAAGUAUAUCUCAAAGAUCAGAUUCUCUAAAAGGGACAUCAAAAAGACUUCAGGGUAGUGAUCCCCCAGUCCUUCAUGUUCUGGAAGAGUGUGAAUGGCAAGUUUUGUCAAGUCAUUGGGGAAAUAGAACGGGGGAAAGAGAGAUGCUGCAGAAAGUUUCCCUCUGUGAAGGAAGCAGGAAGAACCAAACCCAGCCAGAACAGCAAAACCAAAAGUGGAAGGAGUAUGGGGAAAAUUUAACUUUACUUUCAGCUCUUUCUGGAAAUUUAAUAGCUGCUGAAGAAAAUAAGUUUUAUAAAUGUGAUAUAUGUUGUAAACAUUUUAAUAGAGUCUCCCAUCUGAUAAAUCAUCGGAAAAUCCACACUGGUGAGAAACCUUUUAAGUGUAAGGAAUGUGGAAAAGGCUUUAUUCAGCGCUCAAGUCUUCUAAUGCAUUUACGGAACCAUUCCGGGGAGAAACCUUAUAAAUGUAAUGAAUGUGGGAAAGCCUUCUCUCAAAGUGCUUACCUUCUCAAUCACCAGAGAAUCCACACUGGGGAGAAACCUUACAAAUGUAAAGAGUGUGGCAAGGGCUUUUAUAGGCAAUCAGGCCUUAUUAUACAUCUAAGGCGCCAUUCUGGGGAGAGGCCUUAUAAAUGUAAUGAGUGUGGAAAAGUGUUUUCUCAGAAUGCUUACCUCAUUGACCACCAGAGGCUUCACAAAGGGGAAGAACCUUACAAAUGUAACAAGUGUCAGAAAGCAUUCAUUCUGAAGAAGAGUCUCAUUCUCCACCAGAGAAUUCACUCAGGGGAAAAGCCCUAUAAAUGUGAUGAAUGUGGAAAAACCUUUGCUCAGACCACUUACCUUGUUGACCAUCAGCGACUCCACAGUGCAGAGAACCCAUACAAAUGUAAAGAAUGUGGGAAAGUUUUCAUUAGGAGCAAAAGCCUCCUUUUACACCAGAGAGUCCACACAGAAAAGAAGACCUUUGGUUGUAAAAAAUGUGGUAAGAUUUUUAAUUCUAAGUCAAGCCUGGUUGACCAUAAGAGAAUGCACAGCAGAGAGAAGCCUUAUAAAUGUACUGAAUGUGGGAAGGCUUUCACUCAGAGUGCUUACCUGUUUGACCACCAGAGACUCCACAAUGGAGAGAAACCCUAUGAAUGCAAUGAAUGCGGGAAAGUUUUCAUUCUGAAAAAAAGUCUCAUUUUACACCAGCGGUUCCACACUGGAGAAAAUCUCUAUGAAUGUAAAGACUGUGGCAAAGUCUUUGGUUCUAAUAGAAACCUCAUUGAUCAUGAGAGACUUCACAAUGGAGAGAAGCCCUAUGAAUGUCGAGAGUGUGGGAAAACCUUUGUUAUGAGCAAAAGUUUCAUGGUCCAUCAGAAACUCCAUACCCAAGAGAAAGCCUACAAAUGUGUGGAUUGCGGGAAGGCUUUCAGUUACAAUUCAAGCCUGCUCGUCCAUCGGAGAAUCCACACUGGAGAAAAACCUUUUGAGUGUAUUGAGUGUGGAAGAGCUUUCAGUUCUAAUAGGAACCUCAUUGAACAUAAGAGAAUCCACAGUGGUGAGAAACCCUAUGAAUGCAAUGAGUGUGGCAAGUGCUUCAUUCUGAAAAAAAGCCUCAUUGGACAUCAGAGGAUCCACACAAGAGAAAAAUCUUACAAAUGCAACGAGUGUGGGAAAGUCUUCAGUUACCACUCAAACCUUAUAGCCCAUCAGAGAAUCCACACCGGUGAGAAGCCCUAUGCUUGUAACGAGUGUGGAAAAGGCUUUACUUACAACAGAAAUCUUAUUGAACAUCAAAGAAUUCACAGUGGGGAAAAAACCUAUGAAUGUCACAUUUGUAGAAAGGUCCUUACCUCUAGUAGAAAUCUUAUGGUACAUCAAAGAAUUCACACUGGAGAAAAACCCUAUAAAUGUAAUGAAUGUGGAAAAGACUUUAGUCAGAAUAAGAACCUUGUUGUACACCAGAGGAUGCACACUGGGGAAAAACCUUAUGAAUGUGAGAAGUGUCAAAAGUCUUUUACUUCUAAGAGGAAUUUAGUUGGUCACCAGAGGAUUCACACAGGGGAAAAGCCAUAUGGGUGUAAUGAUUGUAGUAAAGUGUUUAGGCAAAGAAAGAACCUUACUGUACAUCAGAAAAUUCAUACAGAUGAAAAAUUCAGUGAAUGUAGCAAAUCUGAAAAAGAUUUCUCUCAAACUUCAACCCUUCAUUGUCAACAAAACUCACAUACUGUGGGAGAAUUCUCUUGGCUCCAUAAUGUCAGUGAAUCCAAGACAGAGACUCAGAUGUAUAAAAUGGAAUAAAAAUCCCCGUGUGUUUAUAUAACCAUUAAGAGAAAUGGUCGUAUGUAGUCUUUAAGGCAAAGAUCACGAUUGACCCUUUUAUAGAACAAGUGAGUUGCACAUAGAAAAAAAUUACCCUAGUUUUUUUUUUAACCUAGAUUUUUAAGACCAUAAAAAUAAGCCAAAAUCUAGGUAAAGGAUACACCAUUCCACAUAAUUUGUUGUGGGUCCAGAAAGAGACCUUCAAGAAUGCUGAAGAAACUGAGUUAAAUCUUACAAGAUAUAAUGGUAGUAGUUGUAAAUACUAGCAGAAAUAUCUUUGUAUAAAAGAGUGGACCUUAUUUCUGGAAAUAUGUAUAUUAUGCAGUUUUAAAAUGGCAUCACUGCAACAGAGUCUGUACUAUGAUCUAUACAUAUUAUCAGGCCAAGGACAGAUAGUUGGAGGACAUGCCUUGCAUGUGCCAGGCCCUAAAUUUGAUUCUGUUACAGAAUACCUCCUUUCUCCUCCGGCACCUAAGGUGACCUUGCUGACUCCCAGCACCACUGGGUUCAAGUCCUGAACUGUCAGGACUGCAUGAUUGGGCCACAUAGCCCUGCUUGCCUGCCCACCUUUCCAGGGGAAAAAAAUGAACUGUCAGACAUGAAGUUUGGUGGGCAAGAGUCUGCUACUGAGAACAACUUAAGAGCAUCAGAUUUAGAAUGAGGAGAUCGAGGUUUGGAUCCUUGAUCUCUGUCAUUCUAGGUAAUGUGAUGCUAUUAAGUCAUGCUCAAGACUAUAAAUCAAAUGUUGAUACUUCAUAGGAUUGUUGUGACAAGUGAAAGGAUCUUUGUGUUAAUAUUUUGUGGAAUAAUUUAGUUGUCAAUAAAAUUGGAUUGGAUUAAAAUGUCAAAAUUUAGGACAUGGAACAAUGCUUUUAUUAACACGACAUUUAACUCUAUUAACCUCAAAAAUUAUUCAUUUUCAUAGUAAGAGGACUUUGGAAUUUGUUGUGUGAGCUACAUCUCUGGAUGCUUUGUGAUCCCCUAGAGCCACAUCCACUUAUGCUCCCAGGUAGUACAGAGGGCUGGGAAUUUGGCUUCACACGUACAAAGUAUGUGUUCUCCCCUGAGCCAAAUCCCUGACUCCUUAACUUUGAAUUUGUAUUCUAAGGAGGCUUAGAAAUGUAACUUUUUGGGUUUUGUUUUUGGGUCAUGCCUGGCAGUGUUCAGAACUUAAUCCUGGUUGUGCACUCAAUAAUCACUCCUGGUAGGCUCUGGAGACCUUAUGAGGUGCUGGGAUUGAACCCAGGUCAGUUGUGUGCAAGGCAAAACAAGAUAGUAUCUGCUGAACUACCACUCUGACCCCAGAAAAAAUGUUUUAAAAUGUUUACAGAAGUUAAUAAAUAACAAACCUAGUUUUAAAAGCAUUGGGUUUUUAUAGAAAAAUAUGUUAAAGGCCUUGAGAGAUAAUACAGUAGGUAUGACACUUGCCUUGCACACAGCCAACCCGGGUUCAAUCCUCCGCAUCCUAUAUAGUCCCUAAGGUCAGGAGUAAUUCCUGAGAGCAGAGUCAGGAGUAACCCCUGAGCAUGACUGCAUGUGGCCUAUAAAUCAAGAAAGAAAAAUAUGGGGCUGCAGCAGUAGUAUAGAGUGUAGGGGCAUUUGCCUUGCAUGUUGCCAACCCAGAUUCUGACCUGGCAUCCCAUAUGGUCCCUCAAGCCCACAGGAGUUAUCCUUGAGCACAGAGCCAGGAGUAAGCCCUGGGCUGUGCUUGGUGUGUCCUUCCCCCAAGCAAUAUGUUGAGCCAUUAACAUGCCAAUGAAAACUUUUUUAAUGUUCAGAUUUGAAAUAAAACAGUUAAGGGUGAAAAUAGAAUGGCAGACCCAUGUUGCUUUCUUCGUAGGGGAAUGCCUUAACCUAAUUCCCUAAACUGGUGAUUUCCUUCCACUGUCAUUCUCUCUUCUAAGUAACAUUUUACUAACAUACUUGUUAUUUAUUUACUUUACACAGAAGCAGUCUUUUCAAGCUAGAAUUAAACUGAUUGAGAAUCUAACACUGGACAGUUAGACUCAGUUUUGUGAAAUUUCUCAUGAAACAUUCAGUCCAUUCCCUUUUGUACAUUUGUAAAUUUAAUUCAUCCUGCAUUCUGAGUUAAUUUUAUAAUUCUGAAACUUAAUUUCAGCAACUUGACUAUAAAUGCCUUUGUAGGAGGAUUGGCGUUUUAAAUAAAAGUCAUGUGCUGAGUAUAAUAAAUGUUAUUAAUUCAGCCCCGUUCUUCCUUGAUGGUUAAUUCCUCAUUAGAAGGAAAGGUGUAUGUAUGUGAAAACUGGCAUGGGUCCACUGUUUAAAGUCUUAAGACUUGGUUGUGAAUCACAGUCUGUCACUUUCCUUGGACAGAUACCUUCAUUUCUUGGAUAC